Molecule: messenger RNA, 3432 nt
Organism: Manihot esculenta (cassava)
Lineage: Eukaryota; Viridiplantae; Streptophyta; Magnoliopsida; Malpighiales; Euphorbiaceae
Exons: 6
Coding region: 1045-3090 (681 amino acids)
Molecular function (GO): chromatin binding
Source: RefSeq, a predicted model, not a curated record
UUCCCUUCUUCCAUUUGUCCACCCUCGGUCCCUCACCCUCCUGUCUGCUCUCUCACCCUCUUAAUAAUCAUCACCUGCAUGCCUAACCUCUUCGCCUCUCAAAAUACUCAUGAAAAUGGCCUGUUUCUCCAUUCUUCCUCUUCCUCUCACCUCAUCACCAUCCUUUCACUCUUUCUUUUCCUGUUCCUUUCAGUUCCCGCUGAUAAUGCUGCAGAAUCUCUUGUUUUCACCAAUUUCUUGAACCCUUCACAGCCACCGCCACAGGGUCGUGUUCCUUCUCAACAGAGGACUAACGGAAUUGUUUUUCGUUACUCGGUAUUUUCUUUACUUGCGUAAACUGAGAUGCCCAUUUUGUUUUCUUGAUGAUUCUGUUAGUUGAUUCGGUCAAAGCAUUAUCUUGGUGCUGCUUGGUGGUUUCCAGCUUGGAUUUCAGUUUUCAUGACUUGGUUACUUAUCUUCUUUCAGAUCUUCAAAGUUUAGAUUGCUCUUUGUUCUGGUCAGUUUUCUCUAGCACCCACUUAUUCGGUAGAGUUAUUUGAGUUUUUAGCUCAAACUUCGCUGUGGGUGCUAGGGUUUAUCAAUUUUCUUAACUGAUAGCCAAUCUCUGUUUUGAUUAGAUUUGUAACUCUAUAGACCCUUUUGACCUGUUGCUAGAGAAGUGAUUUUGAAGACAACCGAUUUUGUCGGUCAUCUUCCGCAAUCUGUCUCGCCUUUUAGUUAAUGGAGCAGUUUUUCUUUGCUGUUUAAGCUAGGUUAUUAUAGCGGCAUCGGAUCAAAUUUGUGGCAAUCCACUUUUUGUUGUUUUAGCUGUUUCGUUUCUGGGCAGAUAAGUCGUGGGUGUGCUAGGGUUAACUGCUUUCGGACAGUAAUUAAUUGCAAAAAUUGUAGCUCAGUUCGAAAGCUGUGUGAUUCUAACGGUUUACGCAUCCACUGAGUGGGGUAUUAACCCUUUACCAUUACCACCGAGCAUCUUUGGCUGUGUAAAUAGGAUUACCAGUGGGUUUCUGGUUUUCCAGAAGCUCCUUCCGGGUCUUUUCUGUCAAGAUGGUUGGAAAUGGUCACUAUUUUGUGGAAUGGAAAGAACAAUUUGUUUCGCAGGAGCGGGGGAACCGUGUGGUUCACUAUUUCCUGAAGGAUUCUGCUGGAGAAUCUAUUCUUGCUGUUGUGGGCACUGAGAGGAGUGUCAGGCACAUGUUCUAUGUUGUUGCUGAGGAGUUUGUGCAAGCUUAUGGUGCAGAAAAUUCUAUUCAUGCUGGUUUCAAGUGGAGGUCAAGAAGGGAGGUUGUGGAUUGGCUUACGUCUAUGUUAUCAAAGCAGCAUCUGCAGAGUGAUUGGUCCAAAUCACCAAAGCAUGAUUUAGUGCAAACUUUAGAAUAUCCCCAGUAUCCCGUGAAUGGAUUUGGUGCUCAACUGACACAGGGCCGGCUUUCUAGGAACUUGAAUGGACAUAAUUCGGACAUUGUGUGGUCAGGCGUUGCAUGGACAUGUGGAAAACAGCUCAAACACUACCCAGCUUUCUGUAGAAAUGGGAUUAGAAUAGCAAUCCAGUCCUUUGUUUUUGUCAUGGCAAAAGGUGAGAAUCAUUACCUUGCUUAUUUGGAAGAUAUGUAUGAAGACAAAAGGGGACAGAAGAAAGUCAAAGUGAGGUGGUUUCAUCAUAACCAGGAAGUCAAGGGGGUAGUUCCACUGAGAAACGCUCAUCCAAAAGAAGUUUUCAUCACACCUUAUUCGCAGGUCAUUAGUGCGGAAUGUGUUGAUGGCCCUGCUACAGUCUUAACCCGUGAGCAUUAUGAGGAAUGCUUGGCUGCUUUUCCUAAUGCUUUAUCAACCAGGGUACAUUUGUGCUUUAGGCAGUUCAGAAGCAAUAAAGUAAAGCCCUUUGAUUUGAGUAAAUUGCGUGGGUACUUUGAUCAACAAAUUCUGAGUUGUUUGAAUGCCAAACCAUUUCCGGGGGCCGACUCUAUAGGCAUAGGCUAUGGCCUAACUGGUGAAGAUGAAGGAUUGAGUCCAGAUGAGAAUGUGAAGUUGGGAGCAAAGAGGACGAGAAGCUGUAGAGGGAGUGAAACAUUUGUGACAGAUCAUUCAGGAGUUGGAAUUUCUGGAAGCCGGAGUAUGACUUAUGAGCCUUCAUGUUUCAACUCGAGAUAUGGUAUGUCAGGCAAGAGAUUGCCUCCCCUCAAGCAUGUUGAGUCUCAACUUCGAUGUAGUCUGCAGUUUAAGGUUGAUGAAAAGAUUGAAUUGUUGUGCCAAGAUAGUGGUAUACGAGGCUGCUGGUUUAGGUGUACCGUCUUGCAGGUGUCCCAGAAACAGAUUAAAGUUCAGUAUGAUGAUCUGCAGGAUGAAGAUGAGUAUGGCAACCUUGAGGAAUGGAUACCAGCAUUCAAAUUGGCCGUGCUUGAUAAACUUGGUAUGAGGUGCCCAGGCCGUCCAACAAUUCGACCAUCCCCUCCUCUAAAUGAACAAAGGGACCUAGCUUUUGAGGUUGGUUCUGCAGUUGAUGCAUGGUGGAGUGAUGGCUGGUGGGAGGGAGUAGUAACUGGAACCAGCAGUAGCAGUGAUGACAUUCUGCAAGUUUACUUUCCUGGUGAAAGUUUCUUCUUGAAUAUACACAAAAAGGAUCUAAGGACAUCCAGAGAUUGGGUAGGAAAUCAAUGGAUUGAUAUUCAAGCAAAACCUGAUAUACUUUCGGCCAUAUCAGCAACAAUUAGUCCAGAUGCCAAAAUGUCCAUGUCUUCAACGAUUACAAAGGACAUGAAGCCCAGUGGUUGUGAUUUGUCCGGUACUGAAGGUAAUAUUAGUGCUGAACUCAAUAACAUGGAAGAGAAAAGGUCCGGCAUAGCUACAUUAGUCAGUAGCGAUAGUAUCCUGGAUAUGGACUGUAACGAUGACAGGAAGCCUUCAUCUGACAACAAAGCUGAUGAGGGUGAUGGUGAUGACGUCAAUGUCGGUCAUGAUGAAUUAGAUAAAGUUCAAGGAAAUGAUGAAGAUGAGGUUGAUAGUGAUGUUAAGGAGAAUGAUGAAAGAAUAGAUAUGGAGGUGUUCGAGUCUUCUGAUUGCAAGGCUAUGGAAUUCAUGGAAGUGACGGCAUAAGAUGCUUGUAGCAGGCUUGUAUCGCAUCAUAUCAUGACUGUCACGUCACGUUGCUUGUGAUAUGGGGUAGGUUUCAGUUGGUGGUCGAGAUGCCUUUGUAAAUAUUAACAUGACAGUUGACAAUCUCCAUCAGUUUGGCGAACAUAAUCAUAGAUGUAUAGGUGUCAUAUUAGAUUUUUAAGGUUCUAUUGUAACUGGUUGUAUGAGAACUGGGAUUGGCAUUUGAAUUCAUUUGGUCAGAAGCCUAAUUAAGUCAGAUUUCCCAAAGUGGUUCCACACUUAAUUUGCUUCUUGCUUGUAAUUUAUACCCAGAUAAUAUUAUAAUUACCUGAAUAUUCUGUA